Molecule: messenger RNA, 1451 nt
Organism: Zingiber officinale
Lineage: Eukaryota; Viridiplantae; Streptophyta; Magnoliopsida; Zingiberales; Zingiberaceae
Product: probable ethanolamine kinase
Exons: 11
Coding region: 83-1249 (388 amino acids)
Biological process (GO): phosphatidylethanolamine biosynthetic process; phosphatidylcholine biosynthetic process
Cellular component (GO): cytoplasm
Molecular function (GO): ethanolamine kinase activity; choline kinase activity
Source: RefSeq, a predicted model, not a curated record
CUCGCCUUUUCUGUCUCGUGCCUCCUCGUUUUUAAGACAAGCCAGUCGAUCGGGAUGGAGUGAGAACCACCACGAGAAAGAGAUGGGAGCAACGGAGCUCAAGAAUGGCGACGCGCUAUCGGCCAUAGAAGAAUCCUCGGAGCAGGAGAAGGACGAGCGGAAGCAACCGGAAGCUGACCACCUGAUCCCGUUCUCCCCUGUCACCAUCGACAUCUCCCUCCCGCUCCACCAAAUGCGGCCCCAUAUAAUAUAUUUGUGCAAGGCUUUGUUUAAGAAGUGGUCACCUCUUGAUGAAUCUGUUUUCUCGAUAGAGACAGUUUCUGGUGGCAUCACAAAUCUUUUGCUGAAGGUUUCUGUAAGAGAGGAUACUGUCAAGAUUGAUACUGUGAUUGUUAGGUUGUAUGGCCCCAAUACGGAUUUAGUGAUUGACCGCAAGCGAGAGUUUCAGGCCCUACCACAUAUCUCGGCUGCCGGAUUUGGUGCAAAAUUACUAGGAUGGUUUCAGAAUGGCAUGGUUCAAUCUUUCAUUGAUGCUCGAACACUUUCACCAUCAGACAUGAAAAAUCCUAAACUAGCUGAGAAGAUAGCUAGACAACUUCGUGGCUUCCAUCAGGUGGUGAUACCGGGAUCUAGAGAACCACAAUUGUGGAAUGACAUAUUCAAGUUUCUUAAUGAAGCGGAGACACUAAAAUUUGACAACAAUGAGAAGCAAGCCACGUAUGAAUCAAUAUCAUUCAAUGAGAUCCGUGCUGCAAUCGAUGAAGUCAAGAAUAUGACAGACCGUUUCAUAGCCCCAGUUGUCUUUUCCCACAAUGACUUGCUGUCUGGGAAUUUGAUGUUCAAUGACAAACAAGGGAUACUAUACUUCAUUGAUUUUGAGUAUGGAUCAUACAAUUAUAGAGGCUACGACAUUGCAAACCACUUUAAUGAGUUUGCAGGCCUUGAAUGUGACUUCAACUUAUAUCCGGAUAAGUAUACACAGUAUCACUUCUUCAGGAAUUAUCUAGACUCUGACAAACCAUAUGAGGUACCCAUCAAAGAUCUCGAAGCCCUUUUUGUCGAAACAAAUACCUUUAGACUGGCAUCUCACAUUUAUUGGGCUCUGUGGGGUGUUAUCCAGGCAAAGGUAUCCCCAAUCGAUUUUGAUUAUCUCGGCUACUUCUUCAGGCGAUUUAACGAGUUCAAGAAACAGAAGGAAACAUGCUUCUCUCUUGCAGGCAAGUAUCUCUAUAGUUCCAGCAGCAUUUGAAAGUUACACCACCACAACAACAAAUCAAAUGAUAGCGAGCAUGCCACAAAUCUUAUUAGAUGUACUAAGUUUCCUCAUUUCUAUUUAUAGCCACAUGAAACCCUAAUCCAUCUAUUGGAUUCCUUGUAGCCAUUGCUUGUAACCAAAAAUAGAUUCUAUUAUCCUCUAGUGGCAAUCAAUAAAAUGCUAUUUGGUUGUGUGA